AUGGCUACCGUCGCCUCGGUAGAGGACGCCGUACCGCAUGCGCACGCCGCUGUGCCGGGUGCUGACAUCGUGGCAUUGCAUGUCACGUGCGGCCCCACUGUUCUGGCGCUCUUCCUCUAUCGGCGGCUGCCAGCGCGCUCGUUGGCGGAGCAGUGGCGCUGCCUUGUGGCGGAACCGAGUCUCUUGGCAGAGAAGCCGCGCGGCUACCAGAGAGUCGUCUUGGCACUGCACGUUCGGACAGACGCCGUGUCGCUUGGGUUCGCCGCUGCCGCCGCGAAGGCGUACGAGGUGGUGGAGCGCUUGCACCUCCAGCAGCUGACUGCCGCCGAUGUGCAGGAAGUAUUGCAGAGCUGCGCGCACGACGCGGGCUCAGGAGACUGCGUUAGCGACACGAUUGCUGGCGCGUGCAUCGCCCAGCACCUGAUCCGCCAAAUCAGUGCUCUCGGGGGGAGCAAACACAACAGGCACGAUGAGGUGGGAGACUUUCCCGGCUGCUUUUCAAACCUGUUGUUCUCCCUCCUCGCCCCUUACCCCGGUUACGCCAUCCAGAUGCCGGAGGUGCCGUUUUUUUUUUUCGACCGCACCAUUGUGGAGAAAGUGCGGUGA
Molecule: messenger RNA, 606 nt
Organism: Leishmania braziliensis MHOM/BR/75/M2904
Lineage: Eukaryota; Euglenozoa; Kinetoplastea; Trypanosomatida; Trypanosomatidae
Exons: 1
Coding region: 1-606 (201 amino acids)
Source: RefSeq, a predicted model, not a curated record